This is a messenger RNA of Scatophagus argus, 2927 nucleotides long. It is a transcript of the gene golga7bb, whose product is annotated as golgin A7 family, member Bb. Gene Ontology annotation, cellular component: palmitoyltransferase complex. The transcript has 5 exons. The record is from RefSeq and is a predicted model, not a curated record. Gene Ontology annotation, biological process: protein targeting to membrane; peptidyl-L-cysteine S-palmitoylation. Lineage: Eukaryota; Metazoa; Chordata; Actinopteri; Scatophagidae. Bases 84 to 563 code for a protein of 159 amino acids.
CUUUAGUCGCGUUGUCCCGCUCAGCACGAGCAAACGGUUGUCGAUUUCAGCACGGGACAGAUCCUGCACCCUCUCACCGCAAUAUGGCGACAGAGUUCCAUAACCUCCAGGAGCAGAGGCACAGUGCAUCACUGGUAACAAAGGUGUUUAUACAGAGAGACUACAGUGAAGGAACCGUCUGCCGCUUCCUGACCAAGUUUCCCUCGGAGCUCGACAACAGGAUUGAGCGAACCUUGCUUGAGGAGACGGUGAAGACUCUGAACUCUUACUACGUGGAGGCUGAAAAAAUUGGAGGUCAGUCAUACCUGGAGGGAUGUCUGGCUUGUGCAACAGCUUAUAUCAUCUUCCUCUGCAUGGAGACACGCUAUGAGAAGGUGCUGAAGAAGAUAUCAGGGUACAUCCAGGAGCAGAAUGAGAAGAUCUACGCUCCCAGAGGUCUGCUGCUCACAGACCCCAUAGAGAGAGGAAUGAGGGUCCUAGAGAUCAGUGUGUUCGAAGACCGGGGCUCAGGCAGCUCCAGUCCCAGCAGCAGCAUGUCAUCAGCAGGCAGCACUGCUCGGUGACUGGAGGGGCAGCGCCAGGUUUACGGGUACCACCACAGGGGCAGCGGGACGCUUACCAACAUCCGCAUGCUGAAACAUGAGAGCACCAGGUUCUAAGAUGAGUGUAGAGGACAAGGCGAGGAGGUGAACCACAGCAUUCACACUCUCCCUGCUGGGGCCUGCGACGCACCACCUUGAAAACAGGAGCUGGCUUACAUAAACACAUUGGAUAUGCAACAGAAUAAAGUGGAAGAUCAACAGAAUCCACAUACAGGCAGUUGACACAUGUACAAGCCAACAUCCAAAGUGUCUGUAAGGGAAUAUCCUUCACUCUCCAACAGUUAUCCAAUCCAAAAUAAUCAGAAUUUCUUUUACUCCAGUUUUUCCAUUCACAUUUUGUCUCAUUCCAUCACGUCUGUUUCCAUGAGUCACACCAUGUCUGUCGUAUAGCUGAUUCAGCAGGCUUACCCUUGAUUAGAUGGGACGUCAAUGCUUGAUUGUUUUCAUGGGGGUCACUGACACUAUGUCUAUCUGCUGACGCACUGGAAGUGUACAGUGCGCAGCAGCUCUGAAACCUGGAAAGGAGGCAAACUACCAGCCUCCCGGGAGAGCCAGUGUUCUCUAGUCUUGCUGAAUGAUCGCAUUCAUGUCAGGUGGGUUGGGGUCAAGCUGCUUUGAAUGCUGGCAAAUUGGGCCUGCUGUGGGAUCGCUUGAUUCUAUGCUCUGUUCACAUGCAUUUGGCUUCAGUAUCAAACAGCCAACAGAAAACACCUUUGAUUAUUUAUCCUACUCAUUCACGGCAGUGGAUACUGGUGAUCCACAUCACAGCUGUAGGUCAGCUGUAGUACUCAUACACACACAUACUAUUGAGAGACAUGCAUGCACAUGCAUACACAAGUACACACGCUUGUGACUUGUGGCCAUGCGUUCCUGUGCACACACAGAUUCUGGCAGACGCGGGGUUAUGGAGUCGACCAAGCCAGACAAUAUUCUCUGUGGUCUCAGCUCAUUGGGAACGCAAGCAAACCCAGGCCCUGUAAGACCGUGCGAGCGUCCCUGCCAGUGUGCUCAUGUAUCUGCUGUGUUGUUGCUGUGCAUGUGUCUGUGCUGUCAGUCCCAGCCUCUGCUAGUGUGAGAUGAAAGCUUGCUGAUCAUCAAGGAGACAUCAAAGGACAAGGAUAAACCCACUAAAUGAGAACCAAACACACUCUGACACUUUUGGUUCUGAGAAGACAGUGUGGGUUGUUAUCCCUGCAGCUGUAUGGGUGUUGAUCAGAGAAUUAGUUCAAAACCUGCACAUCUGUUGGUCUGUCUGCUGAUUAUUUGUUGAUUAAAUCAAAUCAGCAUUAAUAAAACACAUCUAGAAUGUAUUUGACAUGCACACAGUAUUAAGAAAUGACAACAUAUGCUGAGGCAGAUUGUUUCAAAUUUCUUAUUUGUCUUCAAGUCUUUCAAUUCAUUACAACCAAAUCUGUCAUUUGUCUGAGAUCAGUUUAUAUGUCACUUUGACAGUAAACCACAGUUGUAGCUCCCUCUAGGGUCAGGGUGAGGAAGUAAUACAGUUUUGAAAAGUCACCAUAAAGCUUGUGACAUUCAAACCAUUCUUUGCUCUUUGAUUAAACACAAUAUUCAUAUAAUGUUGUUUGGUCACAAUACUGUGCUGCGCUGCAGCUACAUUUCAAAUGCAAUAUCUUCAGUGCAUACAAGACAAUGCAGACUGAGGAGCAUAGAUUCUGCCUCACUUUGUGGGUGGAGACUAACGAUGUUGAUGCCAGUAGACAGCACACCCACGCACAAUGUCUAACAAAAGACAAGACCUCCUGAAAAAAGUAAGCCCUGUUUCAGUGUCUGCAUAUUUUAUAUCUGUUGUCACAGCUUCUGUCUUCCUCUUUCUUUUUCCAUUCUUAGUUUUGUUUUCUUUUAACACGACUCAUGACAUUAUCUCUUAAUUAACUCUGGUUGUGUAGCCCUUUGCCUCUUCAUUACUCACAUACUUUGCUAUGAGGAAAACCCUCAGCAGAUCCCCUGCCUUGUGUAGAGCAGUGUCAAGUUGAAGUUAAACUCACUGGAGAUUUACUGUAGAAUCUGAAGGUGUUUUGCUUCAGUCCAGUGGAUGGUUUAAUUUCAACGCAGCAUUUUAUGCCUGGACAGAUGAGAUGAACCUACAAAGGCAUUUUACCACAGCAGUUGAAUUCAGUCGUGCUUGUGUUCAGCCUCCUGUGCUUCUUGAUGCCUUCAUGUUUCAUCCCAGUGGAAUGGAUACCCAGCCUGGGGCUGAUGGACUGAUCACUUUAAAAAUGACUCAAGACUGCCAAUAAGCAAAUAAAGGAGCUUACUGGACAAUGUAUAAAGGAAAAAUAAAAAACAAUAAGUGUGUAGGAACUG